Penicillium pulvis is the source of this 1542-nucleotide messenger RNA. Its product is annotated as sugar porter family MFS transporter. Gene Ontology annotation, cellular component: membrane. Lineage: Eukaryota; Fungi; Ascomycota; Eurotiomycetes; Eurotiales; Aspergillaceae. Gene Ontology annotation, molecular function: carbohydrate:proton symporter activity. The transcript is spliced from 3 exons. The record is from RefSeq and is a predicted model, not a curated record. Gene Ontology annotation, biological process: transmembrane transport; carbohydrate transport. Bases 1 to 1542 code for a protein of 513 amino acids.
AUGGGUAUCCGCAAUGUACAGGGAGAGGGUCUUCAGCGCAUGAUUGCCGUCCUUGGCGCGGUCGCUUUUCUGAUUCAAGGAUAUAAUCAGUCUGUUAUGAAUGGCUUCACUACACUGCCCAGUUUCCUGGCUGCGAUUCCGCAGGUCGAUACUGUUAAUACUACAGGCGCGCAGGCGUCGCAUAAUUCCACAAUCCUAGGUCUCGUGGUGGCUAUCUUUGAACUGGGCUCUGCUAUUGGUGCUCUCUCAUGCCUGGCUAUUGGUGAUAGGCUCGGUCGUCCCAAGACAAUGUUGGUAGCUGGAUUUAUCUGCAUAAUAGGAGUGGUGAUACAAGCAUCUACCUACUCCCUUGCGCAAAUUCUAGUUGGCAGGAUUGUAACCGGUGUUGGAAUCGGUCUUUACACAGGAACUGUUCCUAUGUACGUGAGCGAGUCAUCCAGUGCCACAAAGCGAGGACAGCUUGUACUGGUAGAAGGUGUCUUUGCACUAAGUGGUCUGGCUAUCGCAUCAUGGGUCAACUUCGGCAUGUUCUAUACAACAGGCUCAGUCAGUUGGAGGUUCCCCAUUGCCCUCCAGCUGGUUUUCAUCAUUAUUAUCGUUUCGCUCACCCCAUGGCUCCCGGAAUCUCCUCGAUAUCUGGUCAAAAAGGGAAGAAUUGAAGAAGCGACCGCUAUUAUGGCAAGAUUGCUGGGUCUUUCCGAGGAUGACACUCAAGUGUCCAACGAGAUUGCUGUGAUACAAGCCGCCCUUGCCCGGGACAUCGGGCAUCGCGAAAAGCACUCCGCCAAUCCUUUCUCAAUGAACGAGAACAGACAUCUCCACCGACUGUUGAUCGCAGCUACUGGAACCAUGAUCACUCAAAUGACCGGUAUCAACGUGAUCGCGGGAUAUUCCACAUCCAUCUUCGAGGAAACUCUUGGUUACUCAGGCAGCGAUGCCAGAAUUUUCUCUGCCUGUCUGCAGAUGGCUUUGGCACUAGGAGCCUUGACCGCAAUCUUCCUGGUCGACCGAAUUGGCCGUCGCCCAAUGAUGAUAUUCUCCACAGGCUCCAUGGUUAUUGCUCAGGCAGCGGUUGCAGGCUUGACUUCGGAUCUGACAAAUCCUGCUACUGGCAAAGCAGCUGUUUUCUUCUACUUCUUCGCCAUGUACUUCCUCCCUAUUGGCAUGUUCAUUAUGCCUUUCAUGUACGGGUCUGAAAUUGCUCCUCUAUCGAUCCGUCACAUUCUUGCAGCGGUCACAGCCGUGUCUAGCUGGCUUUUCAACUUCAUGGUGGCUGAAGUCACUCCCGUUGCGCGCGAAAAUAUUGGUUGGAAGUACGACAUCGUGUAUGCAGCGACCAGCGCAGCAGGCUGUGUUCUCAUCUACCUGUUCUUCCCAGAGACACGAGGUCGGUCAUUGGAGGAGAUUGAUGAGAUUUUCCGUCAAUCCAAGUCUAUCUGGGAUCCUGUCCGUGUGGCCAAGGAGCUUCCCGUCGGUUUCGAUGUUCUGGAGAUAAUCGAUCCUUCUUCAAAGGAAGCUUCGAGCCGUACGGAGGUGGCAUAA